Messenger RNA from Bolinopsis microptera, 3207 nucleotides. RefSeq names its product pre-mRNA-processing factor 6-like. Gene Ontology annotation, cellular component: U4/U6 x U5 tri-snRNP complex; catalytic step 2 spliceosome. Bases 30 to 2825 code for a protein of 931 amino acids. The transcript has 14 exons. NCBI's taxonomy places the organism in Eukaryota, Metazoa, Ctenophora, Tentaculata, Lobata, Bolinopsidae. Gene Ontology annotation, biological process: spliceosomal tri-snRNP complex assembly; mRNA splicing, via spliceosome. The record is from RefSeq and is a predicted model, not a curated record. Gene Ontology annotation, molecular function: protein binding.
CAUUUAUUUAGGAGGGAAAAGUGGGCACGAUGAACGUCCAGAAUUUAGUGAAUAAGAAAAAGAAGGCCUUUAUCGGGAUGACGGCGCCCCCUGGCUAUGUGCCAGGAUUAGGUCGAGGUGCCACAGGUUUCACUACGCGGUCUGAUAUCGGUCCAGCACGUGAUGCUAGUGAUAUUUCUGAUGAGAGACACAAGAACUUCAACAAGGGAAAGUCUGGAGAAAGGCAGGAAGAAGAAGAAGAGGAUCUUAAUGAGUCUAAUUUUGAUGAGUUUACAGGAUACGGGGGUAGUUUAUUUGGAGGUGGAGCGUACGAUAAGGAGGACGAGGAGGCGGAUAUAGUCUACGAGAGUAUAGACAAGCGCAUGGACGAGCGGCGCAAGAUCAAGCGUGAGGAGCGUCUCUUAGAGGAGAUCAAGAGAUACCGGAUGGAAAAGCCCAAGAUUCAGCAGCAGUUUGAGGAUAUCAAGAGAGAGUUGGGUACGAUGAGCUCAGAUGACUGGUCUGCUAUUCCUGACGUCAGCAAUAUGACACGUACUAAGAAAAACAAGAACACAAGAGCAGAAAGGUUUACCCCUGUACCAGAUAGUAUGAUAGAGAGAAUGGCAUCACAGCAAGGCCACAACACAUACGCUUCUAGUGGCCUCCAAUCAGCUUUACCUGGCGCACAAAGUACGCUCGGUAUGAAGACUCCCGCUCCAGGCGAACUUGAUUUACUACAAAUCGGAGUUGCCAAGAACUCUAUGUUGGGAGUGAAACUUGAUCAGGCUUCAGAUAGUGUAACGGGGCAGACAGUUGUAGAUCCUAGAGGUUAUCUUACAGAUCUGAACUCCAUCACACCUAGAAAUUUGGGGGAUGUUGGUGACAUCAAGAAAGCAAGAUUGUUGUUACAGUCCGUGACAAACACAAACCCUAAACAUGCUCCUGGCUGGAUUGCAGCUGCCAGAUUGGAGGAAGUAACAGGAAAACUUCAGCAAGCCAGAAAUAUCAUCGUCAAAGCAUGCGAAGUUUGUCCAAAUAACGAAGAUGUAUGGAUUGAGGCAGCACGACUUCAACCGUCAGAAAUGGCUAAAUCAAUCAUAGCCAAAGCGGUCAGGAAUCUGCCACAAAGUGUGAAGAUUUGGGACAAGGCAGUACAGUUGGAAGAUGACACCAUGGCAAAGAGGCGGGUGCUACGUAAAGCGCUAGAGAACAUUCCUAAUUCUGUUAAAUUGUGGAAAGAUGCUGUUGAACUUGAAGAACCAGGUGAUGCCCGGAUACUGCUAGGAAGAGCGGUGGAAUGCUGUCCUACUUCUGUUGAACUGUGGUGUGCUCUUGCUAAACUUGAAACCUAUGAAAAUGCCAGGAAGGUGCUGAACAAAGCUCGACACAAGAUCCCAACAGACAGGAAGAUUUGGAUUAAUGCUGCUCGUCUUGAAGAGGCUAACAAUAACAAAGAAAUGGUGCACAAGAUAAUAGAAAGAGCUCUAACAUCCUUGAAGGCUAAUAUGGUGGAGAUAAACAGAGAGCUGUGGCUGAAAGAAGCUGAAGAGUGUGACCAGGCUGAAUCACCUAUCACAUGUCAGGCUAUAGUCAGAACUGUCAUAGCUAUUGGUGUUGAAACUGAAGACAGAAAGCACACCUGGAUGGAGGACGCUGACGCGUUUACAGCUAACAAGGCGUAUGUAGCCGCACGUGCAGUGUUCGCUUACACGCUCACAGUAUUCCCUACCAAGAAGAGUAUUUGGCAACGAGCUGCGUUCUUUGAGAAGAAUCACGGUACUAUAGAACAGUACGAGAGUUUGUUGCAACGUGCUGUCACUUACUGCCCUAAGGCGGAAGUAUUGUGGCUGAUGCGGGCUAAGAGCAAGUGGCUUGCUGGAAACGUUCCUGAAGCCAGGUCCAUUCUGAACGAUGCUUUCGGAGCUAACUCCAACAGUGAGGAGAUAUGGAUAGCUGCUAUCACUCUGGAGAGCAAGAAUAACGAGCAUGAGAGAGCUAGGAAACUACUCCAGAAAGCAAGAGAAACAGCAGGAACAGCCAGAGUGUGGAUGAAGAGUGCGAGGUUGGAAUGGUGUCUUGGUAACCUUACUGGAGCUCUGCAGACUAUUCAGUAUGGUCUUGGCAAGUUUCCAGAGUUCCCUAAAUUUUAUCUCAUGAAAGGACAGAUAGAACUUCAGCAGGGACACAAAGAGAAGGCACAUAACACAUACGAUCUGGGUAUAAAACGUUGUCCUAGCUGUAUACCACUGUGGGUGUCACUGGCAACGUUAGAGAUUAUUGACGAUAACAUUACCAAAGCUAGGUCUAUUCUAGAAAAAGCUAGGGUUAGGAAUCCACUGAAUGAUGAACUGUGGGUCCACGCCGUCAGACUGGAGGUAAAAGCAGGUAAUGACAACCCGGCCCAGGCACUUCUUGCACGUGCCCUCCAGACGUGCCCAAAGUCUGGGAUCUUGUGGUCUGAGUGUAUCUUUAUGGCACCGCGGCCUGCAAGGAAAACGAAGAGUGUUGAUGGUCUCAAAAACUGUGACAAUGAUGCUAAUAUAGUUCUGGCUGUAGCUCGUCUGUUCUGGCUGGAACGGAAGAUGAAGAAAGCAAAGGAGUGGUUCAUCAAAGCAGUUAAAUUGGACCCAGAUCUAGGAGACACGUGGGCAACAUACUACAAGUUCACAGCUGCGCACGGUACUGAAGACGAGCUCAAAAUUCUGGUAAACAAGUGUGUGCAAGCAGAUCCUCACCACGGCGAAUACUGGUGUAAAACCUGCAAGUGUAUUGACAACUGGAGAAUAGACGGGAACACUGAGCUAAUGUUGAAGCUGUGUGCCAAGUCUCUCCCUGAACUAAGGUGAAGACAUCAAAGCAUUAUGCAGCAGAAGUUGCAUUGAUGAACUAAUUUGAGAAGACGCUAAUCAGAACAUGCUUGUACAUUGUACAAGUCCUACUACAGUACUACUGGACAUAAAAAACUGAGUUAAUUAGAUUAUCCUGAAUAUUCUCAUUACAUUAUCCUGAUUUGACUAAUUCUUCCUACCUUUGACAGGUCAAAUAUUAGCUUAUUUAUGAGCAAAUCGUUUUAAUAUAAUAUAUGCAACUUAUUCCAAUGACGUAACGAUUUUUGUCUACGGACGGAAGGCGGAUGGUAUAUUUAUUAACCUUUGGUAUUUAAACAGACUAAUGUUGUGUACAGUGUACACACUACACGGUAUAAUUUUAUUUGCUUUUUUAUCGUAA